AUGUCUGCUCUGCUCCCCAGCGCAAAAGUGGUCGGUGUUGACAUUACUCCUGUUCCCGCACCUGCACUUGCUGCUGCCUCGUCUAAUCUGCAAUGGGAGACUGGUAAUAUUAUAGAUGUGGACAUGAAGAAGCAGGCGGACAGCCUCAGCCGUGCUACUUUUUUUGGACGCAUGUUGUUCCUGGUUAUCAACGACUGGCACAAGUACUUCCAGGUUGCCAGCCUCAUGCUUCAGGACCAAGGCAUCUUAGAGCAUCAGGACCUGCAUUGGAAGUUAUAUCGUGUCGGUACCGACGAAUGCCUCAGCGAUAACUGGAAAUGGUACUCCCGGCUCAUGGAAGCCGUCAAGAAGGCCGGCCUAUCCGGAAUUUCUGGAUCCAAUGCGGCCUCUCUCAUGGAGACGGCUGGUCUGAAAGUUAUUGAAGCUCGGAAGUUUGAGGUUUCACGAUUUGUCCCUGUUGGGUGGUAA
This is a messenger RNA of Penicillium hordei, 468 nucleotides long. RefSeq lists its product as uncharacterized. The record is from RefSeq and is a predicted model, not a curated record. NCBI's taxonomy places the organism in Eukaryota, Fungi, Ascomycota, Eurotiomycetes, Eurotiales, Aspergillaceae. Bases 1 to 468 code for a protein of 155 amino acids. The transcript has 3 exons.